Messenger RNA from Camellia sinensis, 1063 nucleotides. NCBI's taxonomy places the organism in Eukaryota, Viridiplantae, Streptophyta, Magnoliopsida, Ericales, Theaceae. The record is from RefSeq and is a predicted model, not a curated record.
UGAACAUGGAGAGAGAGAGAUGGAGAUGCUCAGCCAAUUGAGUUUGAUGAAAAUAAAGAUGAGAAAGUGGGAAUGGUCCCUUCUGAUUCCAGAAUUCUCACCUCAGCCGUUGGAUCGUGAGAAAAUCAACCGUGUGGAUGGUGUCUUGGAAUGCAAUAAGACCGUUGUUAUGCUCUUUUUUUAUCCUUAAAAAAAAAAAAAUUUAAAGAAAAAUUGCAAAACAGAUAGAAUAACGGAUAUAAAUACAACGGUAAUAUUUUUUUAUGUCUCAACACUAAUUAUAAUAAAAAAAAACGGCCAUAUUUUUUUUUAAUAAAUAUAAACUCUCAAUCUCAAUUCUAUUUCACAGCAAAUAAAUUACAUUUAUCUUCUUCUCCUCUCUUUUAUCUCAAUUUCAACUCACAGCAAAUCUUUCAAACUACAUACAUUAUUUUUUCCUAAUUCAAUCCUCAAUUCUUCUAUGGAUAGAUGCAUUUCUCUUGAAGAUGACAACAGUCCAAUGAUUGGUAACAAUCCAACUGUUGGUAAUAAUCCAAUCAGUGAGGGUAGUGUCUUUGCAAGGAGUAAAAGGCAUAUGAGUAAGAAAGCUGCAAAAGAAUUAUUUCAGAGAAAUCAAGUCAUUGAAGCUAAAGUCUACAAAUUUAGCAAUGUGUUGGAGACAUUUAAUCAACACCUUGCUGAAAAGGAAAAGAAAAAAGAUAAAAGAGAAGAAAAAAGGAUUCAAGCAUGGCAAGAGAUGAAAGAACUUGAGAUCAAAAGACAAGAACAUGAGAUCAGAAAUGAAGAACAUUUGAUAAUGACAACAAACAUUUCUCAUUUGGACCCUCAAAUAAAAGCGUAUUACAUAAUGCGAAAAAAUGAGAUUUUCGCCAAGUGGUCUGCAAAUGUCAGCAAUCCAAAUUACAAUUUUCCCCUGCCUCCUGAUGAAUAAUUAUGGAAGAAUGUAUUUUUUAAUUUUGUAAUGUCAUUUAUUUUUUAAUAUAAUUUUUAGUUUUUAUUUGCAAUGUCAUUUUUAUUUUGCAAUAUAAUGUAGUGGUCCAUUUAAUUUUGAGUAUUUUUUAUG